This is a messenger RNA of Grus americana (Whooping crane), 7338 nucleotides long. It is a transcript of the gene FOXP4, whose product is annotated as forkhead box P4. The record is from RefSeq and is a predicted model, not a curated record. The coding region runs from base 282 to 2294 and encodes 670 amino acids. Lineage: Eukaryota; Metazoa; Chordata; Aves; Gruiformes; Gruidae. The transcript is spliced from 17 exons. Gene Ontology annotation, molecular function: RNA polymerase II cis-regulatory region sequence-specific DNA binding; DNA-binding transcription repressor activity, RNA polymerase II-specific. Gene Ontology annotation, cellular component: nucleus. Gene Ontology annotation, biological process: regulation of transcription by RNA polymerase II.
GCCGGACCUGAGCGCGGCGCGCACGGCCCCGGCCCGGCCCCGGGCUGCCCGCGCUCCGCACGGCCCGGCGCCGCCCAGCAGCCGCAGCAGGGCGCCAGGGGCGGCGGCGCCGGUGCCCGGGAGCCCCCCGCCAUGCCGCGCCGUUCCUAAGCCCGCAGCCCCGACGCGGCCGCCCCGUCGAAGUUUGGGGAAGGUGGGGGGGAGGGGGGGGGAGAGGCGGCGCGGCCGCAUGCCUGCCGCGGAUCCCGGCGCUCGGCGCGACCAGGUCCUGCUAGCAAGUCAUGAUGGUUGAAUCCGCCUCGGAGACGAUACGGUCCACUCCCUCCGGCCAAAACGGGGUCAGCAGUCUCAGCAACCAGCCCGAUGGCGGCGGGGGCGGCGCAGGCGGCGGCGGAGGGGGUGGAGGGCGCGAAGGAGCCGCGAGCGGGGAGACCAACGGCGAGAUGAGCCCCGUGGAGCUCCUGCACUUCCAGCAGCAGCAGGCUCUCCAGGUGGCACGCCAGUUCCUGCUGCAGCAGGCCACGGGGCUGAGCUCCCCCAGCAGCAAUGAGGGCAAGCAGCCGGCGGUGCAGGUCCCCGUGUCCGUGGCCAUGAUGUCCCCGCAGAUGAUCACGCCGCAGCAAAUGCAGCAGAUCCUCUCGCCGCCCCAGCUCCAGGCCCUCCUGCAGCAGCAGCAGGCGAUAAUGCUGCAACAGUUGCAGGAAUACUACAAGAAGCAACAGGAGCAGCUUCACCUGCAGCUAUUGACACAGCAGCAAGCCGGAAAGCAGCAACCCAAAGAGCCGUUAGGGAACAAGCAGCUGGCCUUCCAGCAGCAGCUCCUGCAGAUGCAGCAGCUCCAGCAGCAGCACCUGUUAAACCUGCAGCGCCAGGGGCUGGUGAGCCUCCCGCCAGGGCAGGGCACCGUGCCCCUGCAGACCCUGCCCCAAGCUGUGUGCCCCUCGGACCUCCAGCAGCUCUGGAAGGAGGUCACAGCCGCCCAGCCCGUUGAGGACAGCAUUAAGCAAGAAGGUCUCGACCUCACCACCAACACCUCCAACUCUACCUCGUUUUCGGCCGCCAAGGUCUCGCCUCCCAUUUCCCAUCACCCUCUGCCCAAUGGACAGAGCACCAUGCACACGCCGAGAAGGGACAGCUCUUCCCACGAAGAGACCCCCAGCUCCCACCCGCUCUACGGCCACGGAGAGUGCAAGUGGCCCGGCUGCGAAACCCUCUGUGAGGACUUGGGACAGUUUGUCAAACACCUCAAUACCGAACAUGCACUUGAUGACCGAAGCACGGCCCAGUGUCGAGUCCAGAUGCAAGUGGUACAGCAGCUGGAAAUACAGCUGGCAAAGGAGAGCGAGCGUCUCCAAGCAAUGAUGGCCCAUCUUCACAUGAGACCUUCAGAGCCAAAGCCUUUCAGCCAACCUCUGAACCUGGUCUCCAGUGCCACCCUCUCCAAGAGCACUUCCGACACGUUCCCCGAUGGCUUACCUCAUCCCCCCACCUCCGCCACGGCACCCAUCACCCCCCUGCGGCAGGGCCCCUCCGUCAUCAGCUCUUCCACUUUACACAACGUGGGGCCCAUCCGCAGGAGAAACUCGGAGAAGUUCUGCACCCCAAUAUCUUCAGAACUUGCACAGAAUCACGAGUUUUACAAAAACGCGGAUGUCCGGCCGCCCUUCACGUACGCCUCGCUCAUCCGGCAGGCCAUCCUGGAGACCCCCGACAGGCAGCUAACGUUGAACGAAAUCUAUAACUGGUUCACGCGGAUGUUUGCCUACUUCCGGAGGAACACGGCCACCUGGAAGAACGCUGUCCGCCACAACCUGAGCCUGCACAAGUGCUUCGUGCGCGUGGAGAACGUCAAGGGAGCCGUCUGGACUGUGGACGAGCACGAGUACCAAAAGCGAAGGCCACCAAAGAUGACAGGGAGUCCAACUUUAGUCAAAAACAUGAUUUCAGGACUCGGUUACGGAGCACUUAAUGCAAGUUACCAGGCUGCGCUGGCGGAGAGCAGCUUCCCGCUGCUGAACAGCCCCACCAUGAUCAACACCAGCUCCGCCGGCGGCAUGCUGCACGUGGGCCACGACGACGUCAGCAGCACCGUGGAGCAGGUCAACAGCAACGGCAGCAACAGCCCCCGCCUGUCCCCGCAGCAGUACAGCCAUCCAGUGCACGUGAAGGAGGAACCAGCCGAGGCAGAGGACGACAGCAGACCCGUCUCGCUGAUGGCCACCACCAACCAGAAUGUGACGAUUCCCGACGACAGGGACCUGGAGGAGGAGCUGCCGGUGGAAGACUUGUCCUAAGGACCCCUUCCUCCUCCCCACCGAGGGGCAAUCCCUUCCCACCCUCCUGGCCAGAGACCAAGCGACGGCUCCCACCUCCCCAAGGUGACCUUCGGCGUUAACCUGUUUCUUAAAGGCACUUCCACGAAGCAAAAGGGUUUCCUUGGUGCAACAACCUGUUGCCGACGGCGUGUCCCUCCCGCUCCCCACUGCCCCACGCCGCGGCCCCGGUGACUGACCGACCCCUGCCGUGGGGUACAUCCUGCGACACGAGAAGCAAAAACCCGAGAGCUGGACUUUUUCUCCCCUCCUCCCUUGGUUAGUGACUGGUGAACGAGGAUGGUAGGUUGUUUCUGUCCGAAAUGGUCCCUCCUUCCUUCCCUGUGCGCAGCAGGCGUGGGGAAGGCACCUCCGUCCCCUCUUCCCCUGCGGUGCUCUGCCGCCCGGCGAUGCUCGAGCCUCCACCAGCGACCACCCCGGGGAGGGAAGGCGAUGGCAGGAGCCCACCGUCAUCUCUCCUUCCCCCAGUGGGUUUUGCACUAGGAGGGACCGUGGACCCUGCCCACGAGCUGUUUCCACCCAGCUUUGGGGGAAGAAACAGCAGAAAUGGGGGCGAGUCCUCUGCCGUGGUCUGGACGUCAGGCUUGCAUCGUUGUCUCCUGGCUGGGGAAGGACGAGGACCGUCACGUCGGUGGGACUGGGUCACCUUCGCCUUGUCACCGCCGGCAGGUUGCUAACCCACCCGGCGAGCAGAACAGCCCACCCCGCGUUGGCUGCCCUCCCCGAGCCCCCCAGUCCCCACUGGUGGGGGGGCUGGUGGCAUCUAGCAGUGACGACCAUUCCCAGCCGCCCACCAGCGCCCGGCAGCAAGGACGCGGCUCCCCGCUUCCUUCUCGACAUCGGCUGCGGCGGGUGCCGCCUCUCCCAGCCCACGCGGGGCGGCCAGCGGCCUGGCUUUGACUUGCAGAGAAAGGUCCCCGGUCCCCCGCGCGCCCCGUUCCUCCGAAGCCGGGGCAGGGUCUCCGAGGACGGACAACGGCGCGGGGAGGCGGCACCCACCACCGCCGAGCCGCCUCCCCAGGGUGCUCGCAGAGGAGCUGGCGCAGGCAGAGCCCGGUGCUGAGCCACUGGUAGCAAAGCCGAGCCCGGUGAAACCCCAUGGCAGCCGAACCUGGCCGUGGCAGCCGAACCUGGCCGUGGCCGGCGAGCCGAGCCUGCUGGCGCCGGGGCUCCCGCUCUCUUCUUUUCUUUUCGUUAUCCUUUUGUGUGCGUGUGCAUCCAGAUGGGAAGAUACCAAAAGAUUUCUGGAGACAGAAGGUCCGUAGUUCAGGUGAACAGAUGGUAUUAAUGCCAAAAAGAAAAAAAGAAAUAUUAAUAAUAAUGAGAACAACACAACCAAACACCCCUCUUCUCCCUGCUCUUUCUUUCCGUGGUGGUGAUGUGGGUACCCAGCACCGGGCUCCUCCUGGCCGGCAGCCACAGCCUCCCCCGUGCCGGCCUCGGGGACCAGCACCGUCCCCAGCACGGCCGGGCUGGCGCUGGCGGUCCUGGCACGCAGCGGGGGCUUGGGGGACUUGCUGUGACGGACGUGGAGCUGCGUUCGUUUUUUGAGCCCAGCUCCGCGCUCUCCUGAAGCGCCCCUGAGCCUGCUCCGUCCCCCCCGUCCCUGGUACCUCAGGCCAAGAUGGUGGCGGUGGGGGCUGCGUCACUGCCCCAGCCCCGUGCCGGGGUCCUGGCGCUGGCACCCCGGGAGCUGCUUUUUGGGUUGAAAAUGCAACACGCAGCUGUGGGUCGUGGGGGGGUGUGCUUGUUUGUGCCCGUGCAUCGCCUCUGUGACAUCCUUAAGGGGUUCUCGGCCCUGUGACGCGUGUCCCUGGGGCCAGCUCACCCCAGCGCAGCCUUUUCGCUGCCUGUUGCGUCCUCGGUACCCAGGUGCUGCAGAGACGGGGGUGGCCCUGGCUCCCCCCUGCAGCCACCCGUGAGGCUGAGCAAAGCCCCCCCCACACCUUGUGUCACCCCAGCACCGUCCGGGGGAUGCCGAGACCCUCGGGGAGCAGCGGCUGCCCCGGGGGUGGGGGGGAAGGCGCAGCUCGGUGGGGGCUGUUAACGGGGGUCACCAGCAUCCCCCCCGGCUGGUGCUGCAGGGGGACCCUGUCCCCUCCCUAAAACCCCUGGAAAUCCUGCAAAACCUGCCCUCCCCAGUCCCGCGCGUGGGUGGCUGACGCGGUGCGUGGAUGCUGGCUGUGCCGUGCCAUGCCGUGCCGGCCUUCGCUAGGUGUCUCCACUCGACCCGUGUUUCUCCCCGCGCCGCAGCCUCGCUCGCUCCCUCGCUGCUGCCCGAGUAUCGUGGGGAGCAGGUUUGCCAGGCCGCCUGCCGCCCCUCGCCCCCGGCCUCUCCCGCCGGCUCCCACCAGGCUCUGCCGGACACCAAAGACCCUGCCCGGGUGGGGGGCACGAACCAAACCCCAUCUCUUGCAGCGUGGGUGCAGCCCAGUCGUGUCCCCCCGCCGAUACCUCCCACGAGGCCGGAGGCACCGCGUAUUUUCCCCACCUGCUUUCUUUUCUUGUUUGUUUUUUUUUCUUCUUUUUUUUCUUUUCAGUCUUUUGGUUUUAAGUUAUUGUUUUAAACAAGUUUACAGCUGCCGCGGGCGGGUGUUGCUGGGGGGGGGGGGGAGGCCGGCAUCGUGCACUGCCGCUUUACUUGUACGAAGGAGCGGGGAGGGACGGAUGGGGUGGGUGUUGGGGUGCAGCCCCCGGCCCCCCUCCUCCGCUGCUGCUCGGCCACGGUUCACCCUCGGCGGGGAAUCGCCUGCCUCCAUCCAGGCUUUGGGGUUUUUGGUUCCCAUCUCGCCGGCAGGAGGCAAUUGUGCCGCUUUAUGGCACCCGGCGUCACCCCCCCGUGCUGCUCCAGCGUGUCUGGGACACCCCAGUGCCCCUGGGGGGGAGCGACCCGGCCUCGUACUGGGAGCGACCUGGCCUCGUACUGGUGUAGUUUGUCCUUUCCGCGGCGGGGGGGAGGUUUUGCAGCCUGAUGCGCGCGGGCACGGCUGGUGCCGCAGGCGCUGGGGGGCUUGCGUGGCUGCGGGGAGAGCUGCACCGUGGGCGGUGGGUGCUGCUGGCCCCGGCUGCCCCCCGCGCUGCUGGGGGUGUUCUGCUGGCGGGUCCUUCCCCACAUCCACGGGGCUGCGAGCUCUGCGUGGGUCCAGACCCCCUCCCUGUUUCAGGGAGGUGUUUCAGUAGCUGCUCCCCUUCCUCUGCUCUUCCUGGGUCCUUUCCACCCGCCUUUUCCUCGCGCCCUCCGCAUUUAUUUUUUUAGCAGCUCUGCAGCCCCUGGUUUUUGCAUGCGGUUCAGCAAAACCCGAGGCGGUGCAGGCACGAAGCACGCCCGCCAUUGGCGAGCCCUCCAGCGCCCGCUGCGGUUCCUGCUCGGGGUGUGAUUUUUUUUUUUUUUUUAAGCUUUUCCAGAGGUACAGACAUCCCCGAAAUGCCUCCCAGGGCCAGGGCGAGCCGCGUGCCUCCACAUCCCCACAGGCCCAGCCAAAAUCCCCCCGUACGCCAUCACCCCCAGACCCUGCAAGGACAACCUGGCGCCUUCCCCCCCCGCGCCGUAUGUUCUAUAGGUCUUUAGCCGCCAUCCUGGCUCCAAAGAGCACUAUAUAUAUAUUAUAUAUAUAAAAAUAAAUAUAUAAAUAUAAAGGAGGGUUGUUUUUUUUUUUCUUUAAACACAUGCACAGGUUUGGAAAGUCCUGUGGCUCCAGGUGAUGCCUCUUCCCCGGCCAUUGCUGAAACGGGAAUCACGGCGGGUGAUUUCACGGGAAACAUGCCCAGUUUGAUACUCAGGGGUAAAUUUAAUUAAUUUUCUUACCCCCCACCCGGCCCGGCCGCCUCUGCGGGGUCCCAUCCGCACCCAGGUACCGUGUCCCCUCCCAGCCUCACCCGCGCCCACCCCCCUCGCCCCUCUGGUUUAUUUUUUGCUGGUUUGAAUUUUACAAAAUUCUGCGUGUCUUACCUCAAACACACGCCGGAGGCAGGGAGGGGGGAGGAGGAAGGAUAAAGGACCAAACGCAAUGUGUGGCAGAAUUGUAUGUCUGUAUAUAUUGAGAUAUAUAUAUACUGGGUUUAAACCUACCAACACGAAUUGUUCCUUUUGGUUUUUUUCUGGAUUUUUUGUUUUUGUUUUAUUUCCUGUUUCUUUUCCCCCCUGGGGCCGUUCUGCAAGGGGAAGGCACGGGCACCUCUCUGGAAGUAAAGGCAUUUUUCUGGUAUCUCCCACUGAAGGCAUUAGUUUUCCAUGGUUUGUUUUUGGUUUUUUUUUUUUUCCCCAAAAUUUUAUUAUUUCCCGAAUAGCUAGAAUGAGUAGAGCUGGAGGGGGGGUGUUGGAAACCAGUGCUCGGAGGGAAGGGGUGCUGGUAGCACUGGGGGGCUGCUGGGGAGGCCAGCGGAGGCAAAGGGAAAGCAGCCGCCGAACCUGCGCUAAACCAAAGGGUUUCUUUGCUUUGUUUACAUGCCUGGCCAGCCUCGCUGCCCGAGGAUCUCCCUGGAUCUAGGUUUUUGUCCUGGAAGCAUUGGGGAAGGUAGGGACAGGCCAGCGCCGGGGGCUUGGGGACCCUCGGCUCCCCGGCACUGGUGGCCUCGGAGCUGCCGGCGGUGGCCGGGGGGGAGCCCCGGUGGGUGCCCGGGCCAGGGGCGUCCCCGUCCCUGGCUGCUCCGGGACCGUGGGCUGGGAAGCGCCAGCCCUGCCACAACCUUUUUCCUUUUUUUCCCCCCCUUUUUAUUUUUUUUCCAUCCUCUUUGGCGCUGGGUGGGAAGGGGAUGCUGGGGAGGUGGGACGAGGUCCGAGGGGGCCGGAGGGUGGAGGGGAGGGAGGAUGUGUAUAGUGACCCUUUCUCUCCCGCCGCUGCCUUCGCUGCCACAUCCCUCGUGCUGUAUAAAGGAAAUAGCAUUGCUGUGUAUUUGUACUCUGAACUUCCGUGUGUCUGCUUUGGCAGACGGUAAACCCUUGUACAGUAGAUCUAGCUGCAUGUAAUCUGUAUGGACAAUGGCAUUAUAAAAUGCAAUAAAAUAA